Triticum urartu is the source of this 1572-nucleotide messenger RNA. RefSeq lists its product as uncharacterized. Lineage: Eukaryota; Viridiplantae; Streptophyta; Magnoliopsida; Poales; Poaceae. The record is from RefSeq and is a predicted model, not a curated record.
GCACCCGUCCUCUAGUACUAGUAGUACUAGCACCAAAGGUAAAGGCCGCACCGAGGGAAACCCUAGCCGCCAUCGAUUGAUUGAGCGGCCACGGCGAUGGAGGUCGAGGCGAUGAGCAGUGCGCUCGCGGGGAUCCAGAUCCACACCAGUGACGGCGAGGGCCGUCGGAUUCGUGGGAGGGAGAACGCCAAGGCGACGAGGCCGCUCAGCCUCAAACUGGUCAAGAACAAGGCCCUGGUGAAGAAGAACCGAAUCCGUCGCGAUGAGAAUCAACCGCCGACCCCAACACGGGACGAGGCAGUGGCGCAGGACCAAGAAAAUCUGCGGCCGCCUCCGACCCGAGACUGGCCAAAGGGGGACUUCAAGGAGGAGGACUCCAUCACCAUGUACCGUCGAACCUGGGAGAGAAGGUGGGCCGACCGUUUCGGCUCCUUCGACGACCAAACGAGUAUCGGUCCCAUGUGCUACACAUCUGAACCACCCACCCCGGAAUACCUUUUCAGAGAACAGACUGUGCAGAUCUUCUCCAUCAGGGUCAGGACCCCAACAGAUGGUCUCAAGUGGCCGCUGCAUGUCCAUGGCUAUGUCGCCACCAGAGACUCAAUGGAUCAUAAUCGCAACUAAGGGAUAACUGCCAAACCCUCACCCAGAAGGAUCCAUUCUUGCUGCUAACGGGCCCAUCCCGUGCGGUAGUGUACCUUGGUCCGAUCACAUUUGAAGUCCAGCUAAAAGUAAAGGGCGAAGGAGAGUCCGAAGAUGAGAUGCUGGCUUUUGGUGUCUUCUACUAUGGUGAUGGGAAUGCUUGUGCACGCAAGCUCUCUAUGUCUGUCCCCUACAAGCGGUGCACACUCGAGUAUGAAGUGGCGCUUCGGCCACGCUCGGUCGAGGCCACCAUCAGUAUCAAGGUCAUUGAUGGGUCAUGGCCAGAGAACCACCAUGGACAAGUCGUUGCCCUCACCUCCGGUGUGGAUGGGAAGGUCAUCCUGCUAGACGGAGAACUGCCCGUCGGUCCGGACGGCGCGAUCGAGCUCUCAAGGCGGGUUGUUUCUGUGGAUUUAAGAGAGAAACUGAUAGUUGCUGUGGAUGCUUCCCUGUCCGGUUUUCCCGCGCAAGCCACCGCCGAAUUCAUGCCGGAGAACUCUGGCAUGAGCGGCCGCAUUUGCGACCUCGGUUCCUGCAAGAUUCAAGUCACCGUUGCUUGGUCCCUUUUUGUUAUUGUUUUGUGAACAGACUCUGUUGGGUGGUGCUUGGUGGUUGCUCGACCGCUUUUGAAACAUAGAUCGUGUUGUGUAGUGUUUGGUGGUUGCUCAACCGCUGUUGAAACACUAGAUUGCGUGGGUAGUGUUUGGUGGUUGCUCGACCGUUGUUGAAACACUAGAUUGUGUGGGUAGUGUUUGGUGGUUGCUCGACCACUGUCGAAGUGUUUCGAAGCUGUCCAGCUCUGUCUGUUUAGCCGUUUUCAGUGGUAGUGUCCCUAAAGCUGUUGAACUGUUCCUGUAUUAUCGUGUCAUGAUACUCGUUGAGCGAGCUGAUGUUAAUUAUGGUACUCAAACUUGUUAUGAUUUUUGCUCA